CUGCUACAUAUCAAUCCAUUGGUGGAUAGAAGGGAAAUGCAGACAUCGUCGCACUCGUCAACCUCUAAUCAUAAAAUUCACACAUGGCAAGCAUUUCGCAAUCAUUGGAUUUUGUGGAAAUUCUGUGGCAUUCUACCGCCAAAACGUGACAGCCGCUGGUUAAAGCCAUACCUGGUGUAUGGCAUUAUUCUAAAUGUGACCACCGCCCUUCUGUUUCCCCUCACUCUGAUUGUCGAUUUAAUAUUUUCCCAGAAUCUUACGGAGCUAUGCGAAAAUCUCUACGUGACAAUAACCGCCGUGAUUUGUGGCCUUAAGUUCGUCAACGUUUUUACGGUGCGCCACAAACUGUUGGAGGUGCGAUGGAUAUUGGAGCGAUUAGAUGUCAGGGCCAAUUCGCCGCAACAACGGCAAGAGUUACAACGUGGCAUUGAUACGACUCGCAAAUGGUUUAUGGCCUUCUUACGAUUCUAUACGUGUGCUGUCAUCACCAGCCAAUUGGUGGUCUAUCUAUCCAAGGAACGGGUACUAAUGUAUCCAUCAUGGUUUCCAUGGGAUUGGAAGGCAUCGAAAAGGAAUUUCCUGUUUGCCCAUUGCUAUCAGGUAUAUGCGGUGUCCGUAUGUACUGUGGAAAAUCUGGGCAGUGAUACAUAUCCGCAGGCCUACAUAGUCGUGUUGAUUGCUCACAUUCGUGCAUUGGCGUUACGCAUCAAAUCAUUGGGCGAGUCAACGGCAGCAGCAGCAUCAAAAUCGAGACAGCUAUCCAAUGAUGAAUUGUAUCAGGAGUUGGUUAAUUGUGUUCGAGAUCAUCAAAUUGUUCAUGAACUCUUUCUCACCAUCCAAGAGUGUAUUUCGAAAACAUGUCUAGCACAAUUUGUGGCCACCGGUUUGGCCCAGUGCACCAUCGGUGUGUAUGUUAUCUAUGUUGGGUCGGAUUUCUCACGACUACUGAACAGCUUUAUGUUCUUCGGUGCCAUUACCAUUGAAAUAUUAAUUUUAUGCUAUUUUGGAGAUUUGUAUUGUCGGGCCAAUGAUUUUCUUAUCGAUGCCAUUUACGAAUGCAAUUGGAUCGAACGGGAUGAGAGAUUUAAAAAGGCUUUGCUGUUGUUGUUGCAACGUUCCCAACAAACGGAUUGUAUAAGGGCUGGCAAUUUGAUACCAGUACGAUUGCCAACAUUUGUUAAGAUUAUGAAAACUGCUUAUUCAGCUUUUACUGUAUUAAAUGAAGUUAAUUAAAUGACCAUAACAAUC
Molecule: messenger RNA, 1248 nt
Organism: Musca vetustissima
Lineage: Eukaryota; Metazoa; Arthropoda; Insecta; Diptera; Muscidae
Product: odorant receptor 2a-like
Exons: 3
Biological process (GO): detection of chemical stimulus involved in sensory perception of smell; sensory perception of smell
Cellular component (GO): plasma membrane
Molecular function (GO): olfactory receptor activity; odorant binding
Source: RefSeq, a predicted model, not a curated record